This is a messenger RNA of Arabis nemorensis, 744 nucleotides long. The record is from the annotation of a GenBank genome assembly. Lineage: Eukaryota; Viridiplantae; Streptophyta; Magnoliopsida; Brassicales; Brassicaceae.
AUGAGGAAAGGGAGAGGCUCUUCCGUGGCUGGACCCGCCCUUCCCGGAUCUAUGAAAGAGCCGAGGUAUAGAGGCGUUAGGAAGAGACCUUGGGGUCGAUUCGCUGCUGAGAUCCGUGAUCCGUUAAAGAAAUCCCGUGUCUGGCUCGGUACUUUCGAUUCCGCCGAAGAAGCCGCUCGAGCCUACGACGCAGCCGCUCGUAACCUCCGUGGCCCAAAAGCCAAAACCAAUUUCCCCAUCGAUUCUUCUCCUUCUUCUCCUCUCCAACCACUCAACUACCACAAUCAUCAAAAUCAGAAUCGGAAUCUCUGUUCCGGUGCUCUGAAUCAGAACCAGAUCGAUCCGUUUAUGGAUCAUCGGUUAUACGGCGGAGGUAAUUUCCAGGAGCAGCAAAACCAACAGGUUAUCAGUCGGCCGGCGAGUAGCAGCAUGAGCAGCACCGUCAAAUCGUGUAGCGGACCUAGACCGACGACGAUGGAAGCUGCGGCGGCGGCGGCGUCUUCCUCCGUGGCGAAACCGUUUCCUGCGACGAAGAGAUAUCCACGGACUCCACCGGUUGCUCCGGAGGAUUGUCACAGCGAUUGCGAUUCGUCGUCUUCGGUUAUUGACGACGGAGACGAUAUCGCUUCGUCUUCUUCUCGCCGGAAACCGCCGUUUCAGUUUGAUCUUAAUUUUCCGCCGUUGGAUGGCGUUGACUUAUUCGCUGGCACAGAUGAUCUACACUGCACCGAUCUACGUCUCUGA